Molecule: messenger RNA, 720 nt
Organism: Cyphellophora attinorum
Lineage: Eukaryota; Fungi; Ascomycota; Eurotiomycetes; Chaetothyriales; Cyphellophoraceae
Product: 6,7-dimethyl-8-ribityllumazine synthase
Exons: 2
Coding region: 1-720 (239 amino acids)
Biological process (GO): riboflavin biosynthetic process
Cellular component (GO): riboflavin synthase complex; intracellular anatomical structure; mitochondrial intermembrane space
Molecular function (GO): 6,7-dimethyl-8-ribityllumazine synthase activity
Source: RefSeq, a predicted model, not a curated record
AUGACCAACAGUAAACUAGCCGCCCCUUCACUGGAAGAGCUGCAAAUGACACCCUCGAUCAAGUCCCUUCCAUCAAUCCCCAUUCCAUUAUGGCAGCUCUCAAAGGCCCCGGCGCCCCCCAAACACACGACGGCUCCUGGCCUGCGCGUCGCCAUUGUCCACGCCCGCUGGAACACCACAAUAAUCGACUCCCUCAUUUCUGGCACGAAAAAGUCCUUGCUAGCCUCCGGCAUCAAAGAAGAAAACAUAGUCAUCGAAUCCGUCCCCGGUUCCUACGAACUCCCCCUCGCUGUUCAACGCGUCUACUCCGCCUCCCAGAUCCAGUCCACCGCGAGCACUGUCGCUGGCGGCGUAGGCAGUCUGGCGCAGGGACUGGGGGAUUUGCUGGGAGGGAGCGCGAGUCAGACGGAUCUACAGGGUAGUUUGCAACCGAAGGCGCCGGAAGAGGGGAAGAAGGAGACGAAAUUGAGGCAGGCGUUUGAUGCGGUGGUUGCGAUUGGGGUGUUGAUCAAGGGCGAGACGAUGCACUUCGAGUAUAUUGCGGAGGCGGUGACGCAUGGGUUGAUGCGGGUGCAGUUGGACAGUGGUGUGCCGGUUAUCUUUGGGCUGUUGACCGUGUUGAGCGAGGAGCAGGGGCUGGCGCGGGCGGGGUUGCCUGGUGGGACGGGGAAGGAGCGAAGGGCCAUAAUCACGGGGAGGACUGGGGGCAUGCGGCGGUAG